Messenger RNA from Solanum lycopersicum (tomato), 935 nucleotides. NCBI's taxonomy places the organism in Eukaryota, Viridiplantae, Streptophyta, Magnoliopsida, Solanales, Solanaceae. The record is from RefSeq and is a predicted model, not a curated record.
CACACAUUCUCCCAACUUCACAAUCCACAUACUUUAAGCACUAUUUGUGUUUCUAACUCUGCUUUGAUCAUGGCUGAAAAUGAUGUGAAACUAUUAGGAUCAUGGCCUAGUACAUUUGUUAUGAGGCCUCGUAUCGCGCUUAACGUAAAAUCAGUGUGUUAUGAUUUCUUGGAGGAACAGUUAAGUUCUAAGAGUGAUCUUCUCCUUAUAUCAAAUCCAGUUUACAAGAAAAUUCCAGUUCUAAUUCAUGAUGGGAAGUCCAUUUGUGAAUCACUCAACAUUGUUCAGUAUAUUGAUGAAAAAUGGACUAAUUCUGGUCCCUCUAUUCUCCCCUUGGAUCCUUAUGAUCGUGCCAUUGCUCGAUUUUGGGCAUGUUAUAUUGACGAUAAGGUACACAUCUCUCUUUUGGUUUCCAUUAUUCCGUUCCUUUGCGGUUGCCCAAGGAGAGGAUGCCAUAAAAACAGCACUAGAGCCAGUGUUCGACGGUCUGGUGUUGUUGGAAGACGCCUUCAAGAAUUGCAGCAAAGGAAAGAAGUUCUUUGGCGGAGACAAAAUUGGAUACGUGGACAUUGCACUUGGAUGCUUCUUAGGUUGGAUGAGGGUGAUCGAGAAGAUGAACAACGUCACACUACUUGAUGAAGCCAAGACUCCAGGUUUAUACAAUUGGGCUGAAGAUUUUUGUGCUGAUAGUUCUGUCAAAGAUGUCAUGCCUGAAACUAAUAAGCUUGCUGAGGCUGCUAAGAACCUUAUACCCAAAAUCAGAGCUAAUGCAUCUAGCUAAAUCCACACGCCACGUUUAGCCUAUGAAGCCUCGAUAUCUAUUCUUAAUCUCUAAAGUCUAGCUAAGACCAUAUAUGGAAAUAACAUUUGGUAUUGUGUAAAAAACUACUAAGAAAUGAGUACUAUGAAGCCAAGAUCUACUAUUUAUAGGUUAA